This is a messenger RNA of Oldenlandia corymbosa var. corymbosa, 1526 nucleotides long. Lineage: Eukaryota; Viridiplantae; Streptophyta; Magnoliopsida; Gentianales; Rubiaceae. The record is from the annotation of a GenBank genome assembly.
GAGGAGAUGAAAGCAAAACUUUGUGAAUUCGCAGUUGAAAGACACCUGUGUUUUCUGCAAAAGACUCUCACCAAAAAUCCCUCUUCUUUUCGCCUGAUACAGUCCCAACUCCAAAAGCUCUGUCAACAUCUCCACAUCCCACGUUGCACAGUGCCCGAAUCCCUCUUGCAGAGCUUGUUUUACCCUUAAUAUAAUCUCCUCUUAUUCACGAGAAGAGCAUGGGAUCUCUGUUGAGCACAAACAAAUUGAGUCAAGAACAACUUGAAAUGGCUCUCUCUAAAGUCAAACAAAUUGUUUCAUCCAACCCUGUUGUUGUAUUCAGCAAAACAUAUUGUGGUUAUUGUAAAAGGGUGAAGCAACUGCUUUCCCAGCUUGGUGCAGCUUACAAAGUCAUUGAGCUUGAUGAGGAAAGUGAUGGAACCGAAAUGCAAGCAGCUUUAGCAGAGUGGACUGGUCUCAGAACAGUGCCAAAUGUGUUUGUUGGUGGCAAACAUAUUGGGGGUUGUGAUACUGUAACAGGGAAGCACCAAAUGGGAGAACUUGUGCCCCUUCUUACCGAGGCCGGUGCCAUUGCAAACAAUUCUGCUCAGUUGUAAAGGAGUUUUGACAUUUAAGAAAGCCUUUUCCAGGGGAUGUAUGGACACUCUUUCCAUGUAUAAUCUAGUUAAUCUUUGGAUGGUUUGCAUAUUCUCUUCUGUGUUAGGCCUUGCAAACCCUUCUUGCUCAGUUGAUAAGAAAACUUUGAUGAACAGGAAGUUUAUUCUGUGGGGUAUAUUUCAGUUCUUCUCUUCUUCUGUUUCAGGAACAGUUUAGUUACUUAGGAUGUUUUCUGAGUUCCUUCUGGAUUAUGUACUUUUUUACUUAAAAAUAUGGUGUUGGAAAUCCUUUCUUCCAGUAUCAUAUGGCCAUGGUGCUGCAGGAUUUGGAUUCCUUUUCAUUUCUUUUUAUCUAGAGAGAUAAUUUAAUAGGGGAAGAUGACAUUUAGUCCCAAGUUUUCUUUUUUUUUUGGAUGACAGUUUCUUAUAAAAAUUAGUGAAAAACUCUGAAGGUGGUUGGAGUUAAACGCAUUCAUAGGUCAUGGAAAAUGGCAAUGCCAAAAUUUCAGCCUAAACAGACACCAUCCUCUUCCUAGUUUAAAGUUAAUAAAAAUAAAAUAAAAAUAAUCCUCCUCAUUUAGAGUUUAAAAAUUAAAGAAAAAAAUUGUCUUGCUACAUUCCCUGGAUCCUCUAAUUUGUGUAAUACCCAAGGUUGAUGUCUACUGCAGUGCCAGAAGUCAUUAUCAAUGUGUAGACUUAAUUUGUAUGUAGACUUAAUUUGUAUCCUCUAAUGUUUGCAUUAUCAACCGCUUAUUGAAAAUUUGAAAUAGACCAUUCUCAUCGGUGAACGACAAUCAUCCCGGUGGAAGCAGUGCAACUUUUAAUUUUAGUUAUGUAUAAUUUUAUUUCUUAUCAACUGAUUAAAGGUAGUAGAAAUGAUGUAGUAAAAAGUACAAUGUUAUAUACAAUUGAAUGAGAUGUAAUAAUAGG